AUGUUGUCUCAGCCACCACGUUCAUUCCGACGCUUCGUUGCACCGUUCAAGCCAUUCGCACUGUCUUGCUAUUCCUCACACCUCAACAAGCAACAAUCCAUUCUUUUAUAUCUUUCAUCAGUUAAUUCCGGAAUUCAAUCACAUGCGAAUGAUUAUCAUACCAACUCGGUGCAAUUUCAACAACAAGAAGCAUUUAAUCCAUUUGAAGGAAAAACAGAAGGAUUGAAAAGGAUUGAUUUUGUUAAUGUUUUACCAUCGGAUGUUGUCAAGAAUAAGAAAGAAUUACUUGUUGAAGACAUGAUUGCAGUCAAUGAAAAGAAUUUAAAUAAUAAUUAUUACAAAGAGAAUUUAAGAAAAGCAGCCUUGAAUUGGAGAAAAGAAGUCAAAAAGGUGAGAAGAGUGGAUUUAGGUCCAUUUGCAUCAGCAACCUUUGAAAAUUAUGAUAUCAAUUGGUAA
Messenger RNA from Naegleria fowleri, 456 nucleotides. RefSeq lists its product as uncharacterized. Lineage: Eukaryota; Heterolobosea; Eutetramitea; Acrasida; Naegleriidae. The transcript has a single exon. The record is from RefSeq and is a predicted model, not a curated record. The coding region runs from base 1 to 456 and encodes 151 amino acids.